CUUACACCGACAACACACACACACGGAGUGUGAUUCUAAGCACGGGGCUCUUCCCGGUGUUAAACGGACGUCUGAAGGGAAAUCAAUACCUCAAGCCACGUUGACCUGCACGAGAUCACCGAGAGGGGGGGGAAAAAAACGAAUACCGUUUCCUCGUUCUGCGCGUGCUGUGAAUUAAUAAUACAACAACCAAUCACUCACUCACCUCGCCUUGUGUCUAAUCUCACCUGGUGUGUGUGUGUGGGAGAGUGUGUGUGUUCUCCAAAAAGGUUCGUUAGGGAGGUUUGUCUUGGGUUUACGGUCUAUACAUCGCUUUCACACGGAGGGGAUUACCGCACUGCAUGCCACGGCCAUGUGGAAUAACUUUGUGCCGCUCUAGCGCCAGUUGUCCGUYUACCAGCCUGCCGCCCUUUCCUCACUCUCUUUCCGCCCAGGCCGCUGUCAUCCAGACGUGCGGGUUUCUUCUGACGUGAUUUUGUAUUUACUAAAAGCACAACAACGAGGAGGAGCAAACACACAAUUAACAGACAGAGAGAGAGAGAGAGUUGGAAUCGUUCUUGUGGGAUUAUUACUCCUCCGGUGGAUUUACGACCCGUCGGUGACUCCUCGGCCCCUUCUCCGGUGAUAAUGUCCCUAAGGUCGAGCCUCCUUGCUCCGGCCCUUGCCUCCUCAGCUCKGGGUCUGUGUCGCGGUCUGCUGGUCGUCCUGGUGGUCCUGGAGCUGUCCAGUCGGACAGAAGGCCAGCCAUGCCCUGCGCAGUGCUCCUGUUCCGGCUCUACUGUGGACUGUCACGGCCAGAGUCUCCGCAGCGUUCCCAGGAAUAUACCACGCAACACAGAGAGACUGGAUCUGAACGCUAACAAUCUGACUAAAAUCACCAAGGCCGACUUCGCUGGACUGAGGAAUCUGCGUGUGCU
Salvelinus sp. IW2-2015 is the source of this 917-nucleotide messenger RNA. Lineage: Eukaryota; Metazoa; Chordata; Actinopteri; Salmoniformes; Salmonidae. The record is from RefSeq and is a predicted model, not a curated record.